GAAAAUCUAGAAAUUAACCAAUGGGAAAAAAAGUAGCGUAAAAAGAUUGUAAACACAUUCGCGGGGUUGACCUGGAGAAUCGUCGAAUCUGUUAUUAUUUUUCAGUGUUAAAAUACACCAAUAUUAUUAAAUUUCUAGUGCAUCGAUCAGAAAUUUGUGCAAUAGUUUGUUGUAUUUCAUUCAUAAUCCUGUAAUUUCAUAUUCCUUUGCAAAAUAUGGCUGCAGAAAUGGAAGUGGGACAGGAUUCUCUUCAAGAUGGCGUGGACAUGGCUAAUGGUAUCGAUGAUGACCCUUCUGAAGGCAUAGAUGGUCUAGGCGAGCUAUCUAAAGAAUUGUCUUCGAGACCAAUAAGAAAAGCAAAGCGUCAGUUAGGAAGACUCAGUCCUGGUAAAGAAGUUGGACCCGAAGGUGCAGCUGCAUUAGUUAAAAAAGCAUUGCCACUUACUAAAAAUAGUCGCAAAUCUCGUGACGGAAGAGGCCGAGGUCUCCCGAAGAAAGGGGGUGCUGGAGGCAAAGGUGUUUGGGGAAAGCCAGGUGAGGAAGCUAAUGAAGAUGGUCAUUGCCAAGACUCACAUGAUCCAAAUUAUGAUUCUGAAAGUGAGGAAGAAUAUCUUAUCGAAGAGAUUGAUCCAGAGGUGACAUUGGAGGAGCUGGAGAAAGUUUUAGAGCCAGCAAUAUUAGAAUAUUAUGAAAGUAAUAACACAACUGAAUUCAUGAGCUCAGUGGUUGACUUAAAUAUUGGUUCCAAACGCCCCAAACUGGUAGAGUACAUCAUUAGCAAGGCAAUAGAUCACAAACCUGCUCAAUGUGAGAUGACCUCUGUUCUGCUCUCAGAUCUCUAUGGCCGUGUCCUCCAACAUGAGCACAUUAUUGAAGGCUUUAAUGAUCUCUUGGGAAAGCUGUCUGACCUUGUUAUAGAUGCUCCACAUGCUCCUGAGGUUGUUGGAAAGUUUAUGGCUAGAGCAGUAGCUGAUGAUUGUUUGCCACCCAAGUAUAUUCAGUCUCAUAAAGGCAAAGUGGAAUGUAAAAAUAGUCAGGAUGCAUUAUUGAAAGCUGAUACAUUAUUGACACAAAAGCAUGGUAUUGUCAGACUUGAUAACAUCUGGGGAACUGGUGGCGGAAUUAGGCCAGUAAAAUACUUGAUAAAGCAAAUGGUGAUGCUGUUACAAGAGUAUCUGUCCUCUGGAGAUAUUAAUGAAGCCACAAGAUGUUUGACAGAGUUGGAUGUCCCUCACUUUCACCAUGAGUUGGUUUAUGAAGCUACCAAUUUAGUGCUUGAAAAAUCAACUGAUAGGGCAGCUGAAAUGAUGGCCAAACUUCUGAAAUCACUUUCUGUUGCUGUUAUCAUCACUCCAGACCAGUUAAUCCAGGGAUUCCGACGCAUUUUUGAAAACAUGGCAGACAUUUGCCUGGAUGUGCCCAAUGCUUAUGCACUGCUUGACAAAUUUGCUACAAUUUGUCAUAGAGAAGGAAUUAUUAGCAAUGAAAUUUUAAAUGAUGUUCCUCAAAGAGGUCGCAAGCGCUUUGUGUCUGAGGGUGAUGGUGGAAAAGUGAAAGACUCAUGAGCACAGCCAGGUGUUGAUCUUUCAACUUGUUCAACUGACCACAACUUAAAAGCAAGAAAAGUGUUUUUUUAUUAACAGGCGAUUGUUGUAUUAUUAUUAUUAAGCCUGAUUUGAAUUCUUCUUGGAGAGGGUAUUUGUGAUGAAUAUUGCAUAAAGUUUAAUGUCAGCAUAAACAUAGAAGACAUUGGGGCAUCCACCAGUUGUGCAUGUAGGGCUGAGUUCUUGUUUUUAGCAAACCCCAUUGUGAUUUAUUUUUUGUAUGGUAUUGAAACAUGAAGGACAGAUUGUUGGAAUGUUUUGAAUUUUGUACAUUUUUAUAAAGUAAUUUUUUGAAUCAACAAGCAAAAAACCUGUGAAUAUUUCAGUUCUUUUAUUUUAUUUCAAGUAGAUAACUAUAUCUUUUUUAAACCCAAUAACUAUACAUUGACUUUUUUCCCAUAGUAUUUCUGUUAGAGAUUUUGCAAGCAAAACUGUUUUAUAUUUAUCUCUCUCCCUCAUUUAUUUCUAUGUAAGACAUUGAUGUUAAAUUAAUAAGUCUAAACUUUUUUGUUUGUUCCAUAGUUUGUCUUUUUAAGUUACAUGUAUGACAUGCACUAUGAAAUAUUUGUUUAAAUACUUGGUCUACAUGUUCAUCUCACUGCAUGCAUUCUAUUGGCAAUCUUUGAAUUUUCAACCAAAUAAAGAAUAAAAUGCAGUGGUUAUUGGUUUUCUUUUUAAAUUCAUAAGUCAACUAUUCAGAGAAUGUUCAAUCUGUUACUCAAGUUCAGGUAUCAACUUAAUCAUGUGGGAUAAUGUUUUCUCUAAGUACGUAACGUUUUUAUCUCUUGUAUCUUAUUCAUCGGUAACCAUGCCUUUUUAAAAUUAUUCCUUCCAUAAGCCGAAAAGGAAAAGUUUAUUUUCUGGCCUAAGUUUAUAGUUUAUAUGUUACUAAUAUGUAGACUUUGGCUAAUAGUUGACUAUGUAUAUCGUAUAUUUAUUUUGUUGUAUUUCAAAGCAAACUGGUGUGGGUAUAUUAUCACAGCAUUUCUAAGGUAUUCAAAAUUUAUUUUCUGCUAAGUGCUCAUGUAUAUUCUAUUUAUAAUUCUACUUGCCAAAUAGCAGUAAAAGUUGAUACCAUUUAAAAAAUAUCACAUUAAAAGUUUAAAAAAUCCAGACAAUUAGAUUUGCUUGUACAGUUUUUUUUUUUUUUUAGAAAUCUUUAUUGUACAGUUCUGAAAUAUCACAGUGUUUAAUUUCAAUAAGUUUUUUUAAAAUAGCACAAAAUUUGUAAUACUAUCUGUCUAUAUUCAUAAAAUACCAAACAAAACAGAAUUCAUGAAACACUUGCUUUAUAAAAAAAGUCAUCUUCAUUUUAACUUUUAUUUACGUUCAAAACCAUUUCCCCCUUCAUUUUUAAGUUUUAAAAGGUUUAUUUUUUUGGUUUUUUUAUUUUCUCUGACAAUGUUUCUGUAAGAGGAAAAUUUUGUGUUUGGAAUGUUUCUGUUUGCUUGUGUUUUGUUUUCUUUUGUAUGUGUGCUAAAUAUUUUUUUAACAUUGGAUUUUGGUCAUGAAUAAAAUGUGAGACUUACUAUA
Molecule: messenger RNA, 3137 nt
Organism: Biomphalaria glabrata
Lineage: Eukaryota; Metazoa; Mollusca; Gastropoda; Planorbidae
Product: programmed cell death protein 4-like
Exons: 10
Coding region: 216-1565 (449 amino acids)
Biological process (GO): negative regulation of DNA-templated transcription
Cellular component (GO): cytosol; nucleus
Source: RefSeq, a predicted model, not a curated record